UUUCAGACUAGGUCAGUGAUUUCAACAUCUCUCUUGAUGUUUUGAUUGUAAAACAUUUCUGAUUCUUUUGAAUUUAUUCUGGUUUUGACAUUUUUAAUGUUAACAAGGAUGGAAAAGUACGAGGCGGCACCUGUUGAGCUCCUAGCAUCUAAAAUAUCGGUAUGGUGGGACAUCACCAGCUGUCCGGUUCCCGAAGGUUAUGAUCCUCGUCUUGUCCGUAAGACUAUAGAAUCAAAGUUAAAGAAGACAUGCUACAGUGGUCCUCUCACCAUCACUUCCCUUGGCAACCUAAACUGAUGAAGUCCUGCAAGCCUACUCUUCCACUGGAAUAGUUCUGAAACACGACCCAUUCAUUGAAUCUUCUUAUUCUGAAGGAGGUGUAGCAUCAUUCAUUGCGGUGGAACUGUUUGGUUGGAAACUGUGGAAUCUACCCCCGGCUUCAGUGGUGUUCAUAUCCGAUCCCCAAAACAUUAGCCGCUUGACUCUGCGGAUGCAUACUAUAAAUAUGAGAGGAUAUAACAUUCUUCAUAUAUUGAAAGAUACUCCUGAGCUCCCUAUUAGAUUUUGGGGAUGGAAAAGUUUCCUGAAAGGUUGUUUUCCUCUCUCUCUCAGUUAUGAUGUGUUUAGUGUAUCUGAACUAUGUUUUGUUUUUUCUUUCCACCACAGAUGCAAGAAUGGGCAAGAAAAUUCAGGAGGAUGAGCUGGAUGAUUUCAAUGUUGAACCUGUUGGUAUUGUUUGCAGAGUAUGCCAUGUCCCCUAUUAAACAAUUUUCCAAAUUUUAUUUAGAUUUACUCAGUUUCGUUGAUGCUUAAUAAAACAUUGUAGAGAAAUAGAAAGUUUAAGCACAAAAGAAUCAAAGGUAAGUUUUACUAUCUGCAUUUUUUUCUUAAUUGAGUUUUAAAAAAAAUAAAUAUUUAUCUAUAGAUUUUGAGAAAUUUAAAGUAUAUAAUGAAUUUGAAAAUUUAAAUUGGUGAAGAUGGUUUCGGAACCAGAAGAAUGGCCAGCAUUUGAAAGUUAUCUGAAAGAUAUAAUAGUCCUACAAAGGAGUUUUUACAACUCAGAGAUCGUUCAUGUACCUUGGACGGAGAAUAAAAGGGCGGAUAGCUUAGCACGCAGUGCUAGAAAACAACCGUCUUUCGUCGUUCACAUGGAUGCAGAGUUGCCGGUUUGGUUUACAGAGUCAAGUUGAGUCUGUGAAUGUCUUGUUGUCAAAAAAAAAAAAAAAAAAAGAAUUUGAAAAUUUAAAGUAUAUAAUGAAUUUUAAAAUUUUAAAAAUCAUUUAAAUGGGUUAUCAGAAUCCGAACCGAACCGAACCUUUCCGAAAUUUAGAAAUAUCCGAAUGGGGAUGAAAUUUUGGACCCCAAAAACCCGAACGAAACAUGUAUAGACCCGAACCGAAUCCGAAUGGAUACCAGAAUACCCAUCCCUAGAUUUUACAGUGAGUAAAGUAAAUCUACAGUUCUAGUUAAAAUUGUAAAUGGUUUGAUAACUAGCCACAAAUACAACUGUUUUUAAUUUCUGUGAAAAUAUAGAUAACUAGUUAACCAAAGAGCUAACUAACAACGCUAUAUUAUGCAAAGAUUAGGGAACGCUCAAGAUCAAGGCACCUAACAACGCUAUAUUAUGCAAAGAUUCAGCAUCAAGAUCUUAUGUGGGUUCAGCUCUAGUUUCUGAGGCUUUGGCAGUAAGGAACGCUCUUCGAGCAGCAGCAGCUUUGGGACUAACCACCCUCAAUUUAUUCUCGGACUCCCUAGUCCUCAUCUCCACCCUCCUUUCAGGGUCUGAUCUGAAUGAGAUUGUGGGUCUCCUGGUUGACCUCAGGAACCUUGCCUCUCUCUUCAAUCACUUAUCUUUCUCUCAUGUUUCUCCUACUUGUAAUGUAAUGGCAGACUCCUUAGCCAAAUCAGCUCUAGCAAGGCUGAUGGCAGACAAUGCUCUCUUUAGAGCCUAGUAGUUUUUAUGAAUGAAAACCCCUUUCUGAUAAAAAAAAAAAAGUUAACCAAAGAGCUAAAUCUCAUAUUGCCUUUGUGGUUUUGGGGUUUUGUGGUUUUGUAUCCUAUCGGUUCCUUCAUUUUCUAUUUAAGAGUGACGAGUAGGAAAAGCAUACAAGUUCAAUAAUAUAAAAGCAACUUGAUUAGUUAGUAUUGUAGACCCCUUUCUGUUGAUACUUUAUUGUUCAGUUAACUGCCGUCAAUAGAGAUUUGACUGAGCAAAAUUCGAAUUUAAACCUGACAGGUUUUCUGUCAUCAAGUUAACCUUGCUAGUAAAACUUAUCCCUCUAUCUAAAUCAUCACUUUAAGGUUUGUACGUGUUAAGAUAUCAACAACUUCCUCACAGCAUUGUAUAAAUUGAAUGAAUACAACAUUUUUAUAUAUUUAAAGAUUCUCCUGAGUACACUGUUAAAAUUUGAGGCUGUGAAGGCUUCCUGCAAGGUUGUUGUCCUAUGUCUCUCUGUCGCUCUCUCAUGUUUUGUGCAUAUGAACUAUGUUUUGUUUUUUUCCCAUCACAUAUGCAAUAAUGGUCAAGAAAGUUCAGGAGGAGGAGAAGUUCAAAGUUGAACCUGGUAGUAUUUUCUGCACAGUAUGCAAUAAAUAUUAAUGAAUGAAAUGGAAUUAAGCAUCCUUUGCUUGCUUGCCUCCUCUCUCUUGCUUGUAUCACAAACCCUCUUUAUCAAAAACUGUUAUUGGUUGUCAACCCAGGUAUUUGGGAAAAUCACUCGGCGUCUAACCAAGGUCGACCCAAGAUGAUGAGAAGUAUAGAGCUUACCGAAAAUUUACCCAAGACCAAAGGCAAGUUUUAGAAGAAAAAGACAUGUCUGAUUUCCCCCCAUAAACAAUGCAAAUUUUAGUUAGAUUUGCUAACUUUGGUUGAUGCUUAAUAAUACAUUGUAGAGAAAGAGAAAGUUCAAGAGUAAGGACCAAGGAAUCAAGGGCAAGUUUUCUCUUUUAUUUUUGAGUCUUAAAACAAAUAUAUAUUUUUUUUCACUUUGUCUCUCAACUUGACUCCAAAUAUGAUUUUUGUAGGGAAGAACUUGAAUUUACUCGCUUUGGUGGAUGCUUUAUAAACAUAGUAGAAAAAAAGAGACAGUUUAAGAAUAAUGAUCAUGAUGAAGUAAGGAAUCAAAGUGAACAAGAGGAAGAAUAAGUUGAAUGAGACAACCACAAAAUGAGCUUCUAAACCAGGAAGAAAGCCAAAACAUACAUUACGGUUUUUUCUUACUAAAGGUUGGUCCAUUGGCACAUGCCAAAAACUGAAAUAAAAAUGCUUUUACUAUUACAAUAUAUACCAUUAGACAUAUUUUGACGUCUAGCUAUUAGACAUAAUUUUUUCCCCCUUUUUUUGUGGUUUUCUACGUUUUCUUUUGUUAAAAGAGAAAAUACAUAUAUAUUUUGGUCAUAUCACAUAAAUGCAUCCUUGGUUUGAUUGUAAACUGGUUCUAACAGAUGAUACUGAUCUAUAAUCAACACCUGUCGAGAUAAUUCACUUCUCAAACCCACAAUUUAGUUAGCAAACCAAGCGCUCGUAGCUUGGUGGUAAAGGAGGUACAGCUGUACUGCCCGCCAUCCGGGUUCGAGUCUUGGUCACAACGGAUUUAACAUCUCUUCCGUUGGGGCGCUGGACCCCUUUCGGGGGGAUAGUUGGGAAUGUGACUACCCAGAUACCAGAGUUAUCAAAAAAAAAAAAAAAAAUUUAGUUAGCAAAAUUAGAUAUAAUUCGGAC
Messenger RNA from Brassica rapa (field mustard), 3721 nucleotides. RefSeq lists its product as uncharacterized. Gene Ontology annotation, cellular component: peroxisome. NCBI's taxonomy places the organism in Eukaryota, Viridiplantae, Streptophyta, Magnoliopsida, Brassicales, Brassicaceae. The record is from RefSeq and is a predicted model, not a curated record. Gene Ontology annotation, biological process: regulation of gene expression.